Molecule: messenger RNA, 13855 nt
Organism: Oenanthe melanoleuca
Lineage: Eukaryota; Metazoa; Chordata; Aves; Passeriformes; Muscicapidae
Gene: MAP3K9
Product: mitogen-activated protein kinase kinase kinase 9
Exons: 11
Coding region: 267-3419 (1050 amino acids)
Biological process (GO): protein phosphorylation
Molecular function (GO): JUN kinase kinase kinase activity; protein binding; ATP binding
Source: RefSeq, a predicted model, not a curated record
GGCGGCAGCGGCAGGAGGCGGAGGCGGGCGCGGAGGAGGCGGCGGAUGUGGGGGAUGCGGCGGCUCCUCCGCGGCACACGCUGCUUGGUCUCGCCCCUGCCCGCGCUGGGCUGAGGCGGCCCCGCGCCGGGAAGUCCCGGCAGCGGCGGCGGCACCUGGUGCCGGCGGGCGCCGGGCCGCAUGAACAAUAGGCGGCGGUCCCGGCCCCGCCGCCCCCCGCAGAGCCCGGCUGCCGCGGGCGCCUCCCCCUAUGGAGCAGCCUCGCCAUGGAGCCCCUCACCGAGCUCAGCCAGGAGGGCGCGGGCGGCGGGGAGCCGCCGGGCGACGUGCCGCUCUGGACCGCUGUCUUCGAAUACGAGGCGUGCGGCGAGGACGAGCUGAGCCUGCGGCCGGGGGACGUGGUGCAGGUGCUGUCCCGGGACUCGCACGUGUCCGGCGACGAGGGCUGGUGGACGGGCAAGAUCGACCAGCGCGUCGGCAUCUUCCCCAGCAACUACGUGAGCAGCGGCGUGCAGGGGGGCGGCCCGGAGCUGCGCGCCCGAUACCCGCCGCCCCCCGCCAUACAGCUCCUAGAGAUCGACUUCUCAGAGCUUGUUCUGGAAGAAAUCAUUGGCAUAGGGGGCUUUGGAAAAGUGUAUCGAGCUGUAUGGAUAGGAGAUGAGGUUGCUGUCAAGGCAGCUCGCUAUGACCCUGAUGAGGACAUCAGCCAGACCAUUGAGAAUGUCCGCCAGGAGGCCAAGCUCUUUGCCAUGCUAAAGCAUCCCAACAUCAUUGCCCUCAGGGGCGUGUGUUUGAAGGAACCUAAUCUUUGCCUGAUCAUGGAGUUUGCCCGCGGAGGAUCGCUCAAUAGGGUGUUGUCUGGUAAAAGGAUACCUCCUGACAUACUGGUGAACUGGGCAGUGCAGAUUGCCAGAGGAAUGAACUACCUGCACGAGGAAGCAAUUGUUCCCAUAAUUCACCGUGACCUCAAGUCCAGCAACAUACUGAUACUCGAAAAGGUGGAAAAUGGAGAUCUGAGCAACAAGAUGUUGAAGAUCACGGAUUUCGGCUUGGCCAGGGAAUGGCAUAAAACUACCAAAAUGAGCGCAGCUGGGACAUAUGCCUGGAUGGCUCCUGAGGUCAUCCGCUCUUCCAUGUUCUCCAAAGGCAGCGAUGUUUGGAGUUAUGGUGUGCUGCUUUGGGAACUGCUAACAGGAGAAGUGCCAUUCAGAGGAAUUGAUGGUCUUGCAGUAGCAUAUGGUGUUGCUAUGAAUAAGCUUGCCCUUCCAAUCCCUUCCACGUGUCCUGAACCUUUUGCCAAACUCAUGGAAGAUUGCUGGAACCCUGACCCACACUCACGACCUUCCUUUGCCACUAUCCUAGACCAUCUUACUGCCAUAGAAGAGUCUGGUUUUUUUGAAAUGCCCAAAGAUUCCUUCCACUCCCUGCAGGAAGACUGGAAACAAGAGAUCCAAGAGAUGUUUGAUCAGCUCAGAGCCAAAGAAAAGGAGCUGCGUACAUGGGAAGAAGAGCUGAGUCGUGCUGCUGUUGAACAGAAGAACCAUGAGGAGCUGCUACGAAGGCGGGAACAGGAACUGGCAGAACGCGAGAUUGACAUCCUGGAAAGGGAGCUCAACAUCAUCAUCCACCAGCUGUGUCAGGAGAAGCCUCGGGUCAAGAAACGCAUGGGGAAGUUCAAGAGGAGCCGGCUCAAGUUAAAGGAUGGCAAUCAUAUCAGCUUGCCUUCAGAUUUUCAGCAUAAAUUCACUGUGCAGGCUUCUCCAACGAUGGACAAAAGGAAAAGUUUGAUCAGUAGCUGCUCCAGCCCUCCUGCAAGUCCUACCAUUAUUCCCAGACUCAGGGCCAUACAGUUGACACCUGCUGAAAGCAGUAAAACAUGGGGACGAAGCUCAGUCCUUCCAAAGGAGGAAGGAGGAGAAGAAGAAGAGAAGAGAGGCCAGAAGAAAAAGGGACGCACUUGGGGACCAAGCUCACUUUGUCACAAGGAGCUAGGUGCAGGAGAAGAGGGUCUGAAAGCUCUGGUAGAAGGAUGCAAGCAGUGGUCAUCCAGUGCACCAAAUCUUGGGAAGAUCCAGAGAACUGCACCUGCUUUUCCAGGAUUCACCAGCUUAGCAGAGAUGGAUGAUGAGGACAGCGAAUGUUUUAAUGGGGAGGGCAAAGUGCACCCUUCACCUGUGCACAAUCAGUCAUACCUCUGCAUCCCAUUUCAGAAGAAUGAAGAGUGGGAUGGCCCUUCUAGUGAUGCCAAUGAGGAGUCCACCCCUGUAAACUCUGCUACCAGUACCCCACAGCUGACACCAACCAACAGCCUCAAACGUAGCGGCUCCCACCACAAGCGAUGUGAGGUUGCAUUGCUUGGCUGUGGAGCAGUGCUGGCUGCUGCAGGCCUGGGUUUUGAUCUUUUAGAAGCAGGGAAGUGUCAGCUGCUGAUUGAGGAAGAGCCAGAGGUGCCCAAGGAAGAGAAGAAGAAGCGUGACAGCAUUUUUCAGCGAGCUGGACGCCCACGGAGGAGCACUAGUCCACCUUCCCGGAAGAUCUUCAAGAAGGAUGAUCCCCUCUUGUUGCUAGGCGAGCCAUCCACAUCCCUCACUCUUCUUUCCCUGUCUUCCAUUUCCGAAUGUAAUUCCACCCGGUCCCUGCUGCGCUCAGACAGUGAUGAAAUUGUGGUUUAUGAGAUGCCUGUCAGCCCAGUGACAGUCAAGGCUCCCUUGCCAGCCAUUACAAACCCACUGGUCAAUGUCCAGAUCGAGCGGUUCAAACAAGACCCCAACCAGUCCCUGACUCCGACACAUGUGACAGUCUCUUCCCACACCCAGCAAAGUGGACACAGGCGUACACCUUCUGAUGGAGCCAUCAAAGGGAGUGGACUGCUUGUCAAUGGGUGCCCAACCAGUGGAUGCCCUUCCAGUAGCUGUUUAACUGGAGCACUGGGAGCAGGUGUAUUAAAAACACCUAGUCCGAGCAGAGAUCCCAGUGAGGUCCCUCGCCUGCCAGACCCCAACCUUGUUUUUCCUCCAACCCCGAGACGAUGGAAUGCACAGCAGGAUCCCACACUAGAAAGACCCAAGACAUUGGAGUUCCUGCCCCGGCCACGUCCUGCAGCCAGUCGGCAGCGGCUUGAUCCCUGGUGGUUUGUGUCACCCAGCAAUGCCAAGGGUGAAUCUUCUGCCAACAGUUCAAGUACUGAUACUCCAAGCAAUCUGGACUCUUGUUUUGCUAGUAGCAGCAGCACUGUAGAAGAGAGACCUGGACUGCCUGCACUGCUUCCUUUCCAGGUGGGUCCUCCUGCAGAGGAGCGGACACUGUUGGACAUAGAUGCUGAGGGGCAGAGCCAGGACAGCACCAUUCCGCUAUGCAGAAGUGAACUUAACACACACAAAGCUGCAGCAUAUGAACUCAAGCAAGAAUUCUGGUCUUAAUAUGAAACCACUGGGGGCAGUGAGCCCCUCUAAAUUCAAUCCUACUUUUUGCACUGAGAAUGCACUUUGAAAACAGACAAGAUGGAGGGAUGCUACAGAGAUCAUAUGGUGCUGCCUCUGCUGAAGAUGUGUUGCCAGCUGCCUGAUUUUUGUCUGCAUUUGGGUGAAACUUGGCAACUCUGAGCUGAUGACUUUUGCUGUGGGGUUUUUCUGUAGUCUUCCCUGCCCUCUUAUUGCAGUUUGAAUCUGCAAUGAGCUAAAAUUACCAUAUCAAAGUCUUUUGUUACUGACCUUGUAGGAUUUGGCACUUGCAGUAAGUAUAUCGGUAUCUAUCCUGGUAUUAAUCAGUAUUUUUAAAUAAUAUUCAAAUAUUACACUACAGCAGACAUCAGUGUUUGAUGUUUUCCCAAGGAAUCCAGAACAAAAACAAAUAAAUAUCUGGAGACUACCUUCUCUGAAAUACACUCAGAUCAUUAGACAGGCCUGGGAAUCAUCAUACCCCCAGUGAAAGAGCAGAAGUAGCUAUCUUAAGACUUGUUUGUCCUCUUUUGCUCAUGAGACAGCGUAAGGUGGAACAGAUGGCAGGGGAAAGCGUGGCAUCUCCACUGGUGGAGGUCUUUGAGAGCAGGUGAACCAGACUGUUGGAAACAAGUAGGUGUAGUUGAUCCUGGCUUCAGGGUAGGUUGGAUGUACUUCAGUGCUCUCUUGAGGUCCCUCUCAGCCCUAUUUUCUUUAUGACUCUGUGCUUUCAAGAUGAGGGCUUAUGGUAUAGCUCUUUAGCUUGUUUUUUAUUUCAGACUUUCAUUCCAUCAGUCUCUUUUUUUUCCCACCCUGUUUCUCAGGCUCAUAGUCAAGUUGCCUCAGCUUUGGGAAGGGAGUUAGUAGAAACUUUCAUUAAAGAUGUGUUGGCUUGCAGAAGUAAGUUAUGUGUUUCCGAAUCUUUUUCUUUCCAUUUUUUUCUUCUUUCUUACACCUUUUAGGAGUGACCCAUGAAACCCAAGAUUGUUCUUACCUACACUGGUACUUGUUUAAGGCUGUUUUGAAAAUAAGGCUUGUUAGCAGUUGGACUGUGCAAAUAGGAAUCAGAACAUUUGGAUUCUGUUUUAUUUUGUCACUGAUUCACUGUGUGACCCUGGGCAAAUAAUAUAACCUCUGUGCCUGAAUUUCCCCAUCUGUAAAUAAUAGGAAUAAUACCUACCUCACAAGGGGAGGGGUUGGGACAUAUAUAAUAGGUAUAAAGUCCUUUGAGAUCUUUGAGUGAAAGGCACUAUAGAUAUGUAGAACUUUAUUCUUGUUCAAAUAUGUAAACCACUCCUAGAUCUGGAGCAAGAACAGACCCCUGUCUGGAAGGAGGAAGUCACACAAAUGGGGUGUGCCUAUGCUCAGAGUUUUCUGUACAAAGACUUCAAGUGUGUCUGUGCCACUGCAGGUAUGUCUUACUGGCUGUAAUGAGAGCUUCAAUAUUCCCCAAAUUUGGCAUUAUAUGUAAGGGAUGUGGCCUUUAUAUGAGUGUAAUAGGGUAGUCUGCUUUAUUGCAGGGUACAGCAUGUCUGUUCACUGUUCUUGUACAGAUCUGUGCUUGUUUUGCUAAUCUGCUGAUAUUUGGUUGCAAAUAAGUCAUUUGACAGUGCUGCCAAUGCAGUGCUCAGCCUGUUGGGGCAGUCCAGUCCUGCUGUGAAGGCAGUAGAGCCGAAUACUUCCUGCAGCUGUCAGCACAGUGAACCUGUGUGUUUAGAUGUUUGUAACCUGAUUUUAGAAACCAGCAUGUGUGGGGAAGAACUGUAUGUAAGGCUUUUUAGUUCUGUGUGAAGACUGAAACCAGCAUGUUCCCAUUAGUCAAGUGCACCUUUUUUUUCAAGCAAUUACAGUAUAUUUUGUUUUGAAAGGUCACAUAUUUCUUGUUUAUCACAUUCCAUGGAAAAUGCUUAAUGGCAGAAUAACUUUCUGCUGCUCUCCUAUUAAAUGCUCCAGAGCUAGCCUUAAUGGUGCUACACUAGAUGUUGAAGCUGGAGAGACUGUUGACUGUUUAGACAAGGUAUUAUAAGGCAGGGUGGGAUUCAGAUACUUAAAGAAAACUUACAUUUCUGACUCUUUUGUUAAAUUUAGACCUUAGGCAUUAUUGAUUUCAUAAGUAUCCUUUUACUUUCUGUUUCUGAAAACUCAAUUUGUGACCCAGACACUAGCAAAAAGACAAAACUCAUCCAACAGAUUGUUAAUUUUAAAUCAACCUUAACGUAAUCUCAGUAAGAGGCUGUGUCAGAGAUAUUUAAUAAAAAAGACAUUAAAAUAAUAUAUUUUUCAUAUUCUUCAUUAUCAUUUUAAAAAGUCUGAAACAAAACUGGACCGGCUGCUCUGAAAUGUAGUGUUUUCUAUCCAAAAGAUAUCAUUAUAAAUGUCAUAGGGAGUAUCAUCUGCUCUGCAAAGGCAUCACCUGGAAUAGCUCCAUUCAAACAGAAAUCUUUAAAAUCCAUUUACUUGCAUGAAAUGGAAGGCCACCUUUCUAGGUCACACUGAUGUAACUCAGCCUGCUAAACGUUCCAAUAGCUGGCCAGUUGAUUUCACCAAGUGAACUUUUAAGGUUUCUGUCAAGUUCCCAGGCAAGACAAACAUAAAAGGCAAGUUGUUCUGUCGCCGCUUUUGCUUAAGAAAGUUGAGGAUGAAGAAUUAACCCUCUUCCCUGCCCCUCUCUGCCUUUUAUAGAAUCACUUGGUGAGGGUAGUAUGUAGCUGAACUUUGAGAAGUACUUUGCUCCAAAGAGUAUCUUCCCUAAUACCAAGUGGACAUUGCUACAUUAAAACACUUGGUAGGACUGGUGACAAGAGUCAAGGAUCCAGAUCAGGGUUACCAAACUAGAUAUUGUUAUUACAAAGCUGCCAGACAGACUAGUUAGAAGCAUAUUGGUUGGUAUGUAUUUGUUUUGUGGUUUUUGUUUGGGUUUUUUUUUAACCCUUCUUCAAUGCAAUUAUUUUCAUUGAAUAUAGCAUGUAAAUUAACCUGAGACAGUCUGUGAGCAUCCACCCAUAACUGUCUUCCAGUGGCCAACCUGAGGUAUCAGGCAAGAGGACUCAUUUGUGAAAACAAGGUUCCUGACUUCAGUAGGUGGUGGGGUAUUCUCUGGCAGGCAGAGAAGGGGCUCUCAAGACAGUUGUCAGGUGUUUUACCUUAUGCACUCCAAAAGCUUUUGCAGCCAGUGUCCUAAGGCCCUGCGGCUGUGUGCAUGUUUAAGCCAGGUCAAAACCUCUCUCUCUAUCCAGCUGUCCCAUCCUGGCUUGAAUUCUCUGCUUUCUUAAUCUGUUGGAGUUUUUCCUUCCCAGUUGUUGGAGCUGAGGUGCUCCAAAUCUCCAAAGGAGUGGUCAGCUAUAGUCCACUAGACAAUGAGAAGGUAUGAGCCUGUCAGCUCAGAAAUCUUUUUUUUCCUACUGGUUGCUAGUAUUCCCAUUUGUCAGGGAAACGAAAAUGUCAGAAUAUUGGUCAUUGACCUACCUUUCUAGUAAUAUUCUUGAGGAAGAUGGUGAAAAUCUUACUUUAAAAACAUUCUAAUAAAUGUAUUGUUUCCUAAAUGUUUGAAUAAGUUGCACUUUUCUUUUUUUCUGAGAAAAUGAGAAAAAGAUAAUGUGGAAGUCACUGAGUAGUCUAAAACAAUGACAAAAGAAUGGAGAAAAAUAUGAAUACAGGCCUUACAAAGAGGAAAUGGCAGUUUUUUAACUGAUAGUAAUAAUGAGAUUGUAGCUGACAGAAAUGUUUGUGGUUUAGAAAUAUAUUUGUAUUUUUGUUUAGCCAGCUGGCAGUGUGUAUCACUAAUUUAUGUAAUUGAUGAGCUGAUUUAGGAAAUAGAAAGAAGUUUGUCAAUCCUUCAAAGUGUGCUGUUCUUGUAGCCUGUUCAAUUUUCCUGUAAUGUUGGAGGGAAGGCACAGACAUAGCAACCAGUGCAAAAAAUGACGAUUUUUUGGAUAAAUUUCUACUGAUUUUAUAGGAAUUGAGUGUGGGACAAGUAGAGAGAAGAAGGCUUUUGUGUCAAAACUAAGGUGAUUAAAUAGUUGUGGAUUCUGUUUUAAUACUGUUGCUUCUUACAGAGUGUAGAGUGGUCUGUUUUACCAGCAAGUAGGUCUUAAUCUCUUCUCAGUCAUUUUCAAUUACAAAAAUGUAACUUUUGAUACAUAUUUUCCCUCAGUUUAUUAUUGCAAUGGGUUGAUACUCAGUAUGGGGCAGGGAACCUCAGUGAAAAUACUCUUUUUGUAAUAGCUUUCUAACAAAAUGAGUAUUUUUAAAGUGAAUUUUUUGUUAUUGAUGGGGAAAGACCUGUUCUGGUUUGGCAUGGUUUUAUGAUUAAAUGUUUUUCUGUACCUCUAGGAAUGGGAGUAGUUGCCUUCCUCUUCAUAGCAUGCUGUUAUCUUAAGACAUUGUGGACAAUACUGCGUAGAGAUGUUACUUCAGUAUGUCACAAAACUGGAUACCUCUCAUUCUGUUCAAGGUGAGGCAGUAAUGUUUAAGUAAAGAAAGUUCUUUGCCUUUGGAGUGUUUUGUUAAAUAAAACAUGACAGGAAACCUUCGACCUUGAGUCACCUUUCUAUCUUGAGAUUAAUUUUUAUUUGAAACCUAAUUCAUCUCUGUGGGAUGAAUAUGGGACCUGGAGUCCCACUGGAUGUAUGGAACCAAACCUAUUCCUAUGUCCCAAAAUUCAGUGAUAGCCUAUUAUUUUUGCAAGUAAUUUUGAGCUAAUGUAAUUAGGUUUGUUUAUUUUUAUUUUUUUGAAGUGUUUCUCCUUGGAAAACAAGCUCAUUGCUUUCUAACCUUUUCCAUGUAUUUUGGGAUACUCUCAAGAACUCUUAGUAACUCGAUGGUGAAUAAGAAGGAUUGUAUAUUCCAGAGUGAUUUAAGUCCUCCUUUUGGCUCCUUUUUUUUUUGUUUCUUUUUGGUUGUCUUUUUGUUUUGUUUUGUUUUGUUUUGUUUGUUUUGUUUUGGUUUUGGUUUUGGUUUUGGUUUUUUUUUUUUUUUUGUUUCUCUUUGGAUUUUUCUUUGGGUUUUUUUGUAUGAAAUAAGGGCAUUUACAUUUGGAAAGAUUUCUGAUCCGUAUCCUGUCACUGAAGAACAGUUUCUUAGCUUCCAUGUUUAGAACUCAUUUAAGACUACAGUUUGGGUAAAAGUGGAUAUUAGGAGGGAAUAGACAUGUAUUAAAACAUACCUGUAGUAAGCAAUAAAUACAGCAAAUACAAGAACCAAAAUACACUCUCACUAUCACAGAGCAUAACUUUCAGACUUCAUAAAUCUUUUUUUGAUGGUAUAAUUGAGAUAUCGGAAAUUGAGAUAUAGGAAAGAAUACCUUCUUAUAUUUUUUCUUAAGUUUACUGUUUUAGUACUAGAAUACAGUGGUUUGCACAGCUAGCUAAUAUAGUAGCUAGCUGGACAGAGUGGAUCUUUAACCAAAUUUGCUUUUUUUCCCCUCUUAUAUUCAAUCCUGGUUUUGGUUUAUAUAUAUAUAUUUUUCUUUUUUUGGUAUUUAACAAACAAUACAGUCUUAAGAAGAACUUAUUGUUAUUAACCUCACUUUCACAGUUUCAGGAGACAUUAUGGAGAUGAAUCUGUGAAUUUUUCUGGUGCUCCCUCUGUUGAAUGCAUUAGCAGAAAGUCAUGCUGCAGUUAAAAUGUGCAUUUGCUUUUGGUUUUUCCCAUGCUUGGCUUUUUUAAACAGUUUUGCCACUGGUCAGAGGUGAACACAACUUCUGAAAUUACCUACAUCAACUUUGUUUUUUGGUGUUGGAAGUAGUCACUCCCAGGCUAAGUGGUAUGUGCUUGAUCAAUAUGUAUCUUGCCACUGGUGACUGGGUGGUGGGUCUGAUGUAGCUACUGGAAUUAUUAUUCCAGUAUUCAAUCCCUUCUAACAAGGAAUUCCCAUUUUUUGCAACUGGAAAAUCUUCAGCACUUCAUCAAUGUUUGUAUACAAGAAAUGCAUUUUAGCUUGUUUUGUACAUAAAUGAAAAAUCUUCCUUUUUCCGAUCAGGAAUAUAAUUUUCCUACUGGAAAUGGCUUCUUGAGCUCUGUGGGUGUUUUUUAGUUAGUUUUCUGUUUGGGGAUAUUGUUAAUUUUGAGUUUGGUUUUUAAGCCUCUCAAAUAUAUAUAUAUGUGUUAGGUGCAUCCUGUAUGCCGAGGUGCCUUCCAUCUCACAUGUCUCCUUGCUGGGGCCUGAGGUUGGUUUUUUGGAGGGACCUCCUAGUUGUAGCUUUCAGUACUGUGUUCUCUGCACAUCAGGCCAAAUACCAUCACAGGAAGCAUUUUGUGUCCUUCCAUAUAUACCCCUGCGUUGAGCCACAUGCUAUUACUGCCUCUCCCUCUUCCUCCAUUAGGGUUUUGGCCCCAUCCCAUCUUUGGUUAUUUAUUCUUGUUGCCACAGUAACAUAGUAAGGCAGAAAACCAGACACAUUUCAGAUGUAAUUUGACCUAAAAGAUUUCCAGGCUAAAAGCAUUAAGAUACAACUGGGUGAAGUGGAAGUGGAGGUUGGCAGGAAAUAACACAGUGAAAUUAUCCCUCUUAAUAUAAGUCAAAGGACAAAGGGGUACUAGCUACUUGGUAAACUGUUGGCAUCCUAGGUAAGUUGGGUCCUAAAGAAGAAUUUGAGGAAUGUACAGUUACUUAAUUUUAUAGAAUGGUUUGGGUUGGAAGGGACCUUAAAGGUCAUCUGGUUCCAGUCCCCCUGCUAUGGGCAGGGACACUUUCCACAAGAUCAGGUUACUCAAAGCCCCAUCCAACUUAUCCAGUUUCUGGUUGGUUUGUUUUCUUUUACCCUGAACUACCUCAUUAGUAGAGAUAGAAUGGGCAGAAAGUCUAAGUUUUGGUAAGAAUUGCUUUAAGUAUGCAGUUAAGGUUGGAAUGAGAUGGGAAGGUAGAGGCAAACUUGUAUUUGGCUCUUUGAUGUGCAAAUUCCUGAUAGAAAAGUAAAACCAGCUAUUCAGUUUAUUAAGUUAAGAUUAUAUUUGCUGUAGAUUUUUAUGUCUCCAAAAUAAACAAUAAAGGACAAAACUGGGCAUUUUUCUUGAUGGUUUCUAACCUGUGGAAGAGUUGAUUGUCCAGAGACAAAAAGGUAGAGUUUUUAUAUUGGUCACUACUGCUUUUAAAAGUGAUAGUCUCUUUUUUCAAAACAGUUUUUUUUUUUUAAUAAUCUCAUGUGCUCUUAAAGGGGAGCUGUACACGAUCCUGAUUGUUUUCCAGUAUUUGCAGUAUUGUUUUCCUAGUGUAUCAGUUCCUAAAACAGUCCUUACUGUAUCUGAAUGCUAAUAAUGUGCAGGCAGCCCAAUAGAACUAAUAUCAAGGAACUAUGACAAAUUUUUAUUGUGCAGUAUAGUGGAUUUCUUAACCCAGCUUGUAGUGGGCUACUGUUAGGUCUGUAGCUGAUGAGUCAGAUGGAUGCACAGCUAGAAAAAGGGGGCUUAGAACAAAUCUGCAGGAGCAAUUCCAAAGUUGUAUUUGCUUAAAAUAAGCAAUUUGACAAAUGAUCAUAGAGGGAGGCAGGGGAAAGGCCCUUCAUUAAUCCGAAGUGCAUCUAUAAGAUCUUGUCCAUGCUCAAAUUUUAGUUGUCAGGAUAGCUAGUGAGAAUCUACAUUGUGUUCAAUGUGGCUGAAACCUCAACAUUAAGACAAGAAUAAUUUAUUUUAUAUAUCUAUUUCAGACUGAUUAACCCUGUCUCCCAUUCUACCUUGAUUGUUUUGAUUCAAUAUUUUCUCAAGAACAGAUAUUGAGGUUGGAUAAAACUGGCCUCCUUGUCUUGGAGAGGUAUAUAGAUCUGAGAGAGAAGAAACAUUGCUCUAGCCACAUCCUGAUCUUUUGUGUCCUGUGAUCUUAGCUGGACAGGUUAUAAUGGCACAGAAGACAUGCUGGUGUUUUUUGAAGCUUCAUUGAUAGGAAUGCUGCUAGCAGCAAUUAAGUUACAGAACAAAACUGGCCUCUGAUUACUGCUUGGCAUAGCUAAGUUGCACACUGAGCUUCUUGAGUCUAACUAUAUCUGCAAGUGAACAGAGCUUCUUCCUUGAGUUCUGCUGGAAUUUGUGAAUGUUCUCAGCUUGGGUAAUUUGUUUUCUCCCAGACCUGGUCAAUAUCACAAAAUCAGUUGACAUGCUCAACUGAUUGCCCAGAUACUCACAGUAGGCUUGUUCUUCUGUCUUACAUGCUUUAGUGAGCAGCUCUUACAAUGUCAGCAGGGUUAAGAUUUGUAUCUGAGCAGAGCAGCUAAUAUCUCUGAGCUGACUUUUCACACUGCAUCUCAAGCAGUUCUUACUCCAUCAGUUCUGCCAUUGCUCUAUUUUCCAGGUUAUCUUGUCAACUAUAAUGAUCCAGAUACCUUAGACUGCAAAGAAUAUAGCCACAGGGAAAAAAAAGUAAGAAAGAAAGCAUACUUAAGAAUGUUUGCCAGUUGAACUGGUUGAAUUUGGCCAGAGAGUAGGAUCCAUUCUUUUGCAACAUAGAUCUCUUUGGGGGAUGGCUAGGUUUGAACUGCAGAAUUUACCUAGAUCCACCUAAAGUCCAUAGGUACCCGUGCCCAUCAUGUUUGGCAGUUAUAAGAAGAUGCCACAUAAACCCAAGAGCAUCUAUUACUAUAAGUUUGUAUUUAGGUUCAUUAACUUUCAAGUUAAAAGGGAAGAGGCCUCAAUUCAGAAAGCUCUUCAUCACAUACUUAAACAUCAUUGAAGUCAGUAGAAUGUAUUUGUGGGUCAAAAUGCACAAGACCCCAUUUGAGCAAAGCUCUUUAAAUCUGAAUUGGGGGAUUGUAAUGUAGAGACUGAUGGUGUAGGACCAGGUUCUUACCUUGAUUGUCAGUGUAAGGACUCAAUUAACAUGAGGAAAAAGUUCCUCAACAAGCCCCUGGGUAAAAUGCUGGUUUGAUUGCUGACUCUUGUGGCCUUUCCAUGGCUGCAUAUGCCAUGCCUAUUUGACUGCUACUUCUAACCAUAAGCAGGGUAAGCUCUGAGAAUGUUUUAUGACAUGGGGUGAAAGAGCAGCAACUUCUGCAUUAGCAGAUUGCUAGCUGUAAAGGGACAGUAAGUGGUGACUGGAGGCUCUGUGUGCAAAUGGCAGUUUAACCUGAGGCCUAUUCUCAAGUGUUUCUUCUCAUUUUACAAAUGCAUCCCUCCAGGCUGGUGGACGGACCUGACAAGUUCAGCAGUGAUCAGCAUCCACCACUUUUACUAAAGUUCUAGGAUUCUUGUCUGUCAGCUGUCAGCACAGCACAUUGUGCUGCUAUAUUUGAUUUCUUUGUCAUAAAUUCAGGACAAAGUGGAAAUAUCUGAGAUAUUUUGCCUGACUUAAGUUGAGAGAUUUAUUUGGAAUAAGCAGGCAACAGUGGUGGAAAAAUCAGGGAAAAUACCUGUGCUUUUAACAAUGUUUCUUCUGUGGCUUUGAAAAUCCAAGAAUUUCUCAGCCAGAGAAUGUAUUUCCUCCUUCUUUUUAUAAGCUACUUUCUUUUGCCUUAUUAAUUGUGGAUCUGCUCCUGCUUCUAUUUCAAGCCAGAUGCAAAAAUAGGUGACCUGACUUUCCUAGGUACAAUGUUGUAAAUCUGAAUAACCAGGUGAGUAGAUUUCUCUAGUGUAAGAUCAUGCCCCCGUGUCUGAUCCUUUGAGAUAUGGGAUAGUUCCUGCUUGUGUUGAAAUCACUGUGUGGAGGAUGUUGGGUACUUGAUAAGGAACUCCAAACUCUGUAGGACUGGGAUUCAUCUUCUAGCUCAAGUAUUUCAGUCUGGUUUUGGAGACCUCUGUAUGUCUUCUCUUCCGUUCAUGGUGUUCAAAAGUCUGUUGCUAUGGAAGUAGCACCUGAAGGUAUGUUUUGCCUGAAGAAUCUGCAAUGAAGCAGUUACAUUACCAAAUGGCAGUGUACCCCAGAAUUGAGUAAAAUAACAGAGGCCACCAAGUUUUUCUUGUUUGUGUGAUGAAAUGUUGUCAAAUUAAGUGAUUUGUUGGAGCCUUCCUUUAACUUCUGUACAGCAGUAAGCUUAGAGGAAAAGAAGAUUGCAUUAUUUUUUAAAAAGCUUUAUUUGUGACCUGGACUUGUUGCCUCUAACCCUCUUGGGCUUAAAUAGUUAAAUUAUAUUAAUGUCCAGUUUGUUUCACUGUAGGUAACACAUCAGCUGAAUACUCUUGUGCAUAAUCUACUGUAUCUUUCCUCUGUUCUGUGUCAAUGUAUUAUGUGUAUUUGGAUUACAAUUCUUUUUGUAUUAAAUUAUUUUAUGUUAUAGAACAAUAUUUAAGUGAAGCAAAGAGCUAAUGGAAGUUGUUGACGUUUUGGGAUUUCUUUUCUCUUUGCUCUUUUUUUGGAUGUACUGUAAACUGUAAACCAAGGAUGCCAAGCAGGCUUGGUUCAAUGGCUAAAAUUAUUGUAUUACAGUGUAAUGCUGAUCUAGGCCUUGUCUCAACACUAGAGCACACAGACUUGAAUAAAACUGUUAUAAAAGUGA